This is a messenger RNA of Diachasmimorpha longicaudata, 1045 nucleotides long. RefSeq lists its product as uncharacterized. The record is from RefSeq and is a predicted model, not a curated record. The transcript has 3 exons. The coding region runs from base 126 to 821 and encodes 231 amino acids. NCBI's taxonomy places the organism in Eukaryota, Metazoa, Arthropoda, Insecta, Hymenoptera, Braconidae.
UCCGUGGGUGUUUCGAAUCAGUUGGACUUGAGGCGUCAUCGGAGAAAGACUGACAGUAGAAAGAAGUGAACCCUCGAGUUCCCUCAGCAUUAAAAUCCCCACUCGAGUAAUCGAUCGCCGUAAAAAUGCGGGGAAUCGCAAUUGCUCUGCUGAUCAUCGCCUAUUCAUGUGUCACUGCAACCGGAAAAGGUGAAAAAAAAGUGGAAGAGAAUUUGCUGAAAGGGCCAAAAGACCUCUCGCAGCUGAUGGACCUGAAAUUGAUUCUGGAGAGGGCGAAUCCUGGCAACAAUCCAACAGACUCCACUCAGGUCUCGGCUCAGCCACAAGGACCGUGCUCCUGUGCCGCUGGAGUCUGCACCUGCUGCUCCAGAAUUCUCCUGAACACUUGGAACCAGAAGGCGUGUGUCAAGAUCAGUUAUGAUCCUGAUGAAUUCAGCUUUACAGCGACUGUUUCGAUGAACGACCGUGUCCUUUACACACGUGCCAUUUCAGGCAAGAACCCGAGACCUGUUUGCGUUCCGGUUCCCAGAAUCCCCGCUAUCAGGGCCUGCGUGAGAUUCUACAAUAUCUACUUCCAAGGAAGGAACGUCCAUGUCUGUGUCAGCAUGGAGGGCAAGUUCAGCGAUACGACGCUUUUCAAGAUGGGUCUGGACUGCGUCCGAUUAGGAGCGAAUGGAGUAGCUCUAGUCAGACCUGAGGACGGUGGAGGUAUUGGUCAAGUGGAAUUUCUCCCAGGAGAUUCGGACGACGGUAACGGCUCAAACAGCGAAGAGUAUGACGAAUAUGACGAAGAGGAUGAUGAUGAUGACGAUGACUAUUGAAUGAUCAAAAAUUCAACGGAAGAAAAGUGGAUGAAAGAUAUUUUUCCCUCUGGAUUAUAAUUUCCAGAUGAAAAUAGUAAAAGAAAAAAAAUUGAACAACUCAGUUUGUUCACAAUUUUCAUGCAAUUUUUUUCUAAUUCUCAUCAAUGUUCUAGUUUAACAUCAACAAUUAUUUAUUAAUGCCAUGUAAAUAUCAUUAAAUAUAUUUAUUAAUUGAAAAAAAA